Messenger RNA from Neohortaea acidophila, 1998 nucleotides. RefSeq lists its product as uncharacterized. The coding region runs from base 1 to 1998 and encodes 665 amino acids. NCBI's taxonomy places the organism in Eukaryota, Fungi, Ascomycota, Dothideomycetes, Mycosphaerellales, Teratosphaeriaceae. The transcript has 7 exons. Gene Ontology annotation, biological process: regulation of Golgi organization. The record is from RefSeq and is a predicted model, not a curated record. Gene Ontology annotation, cellular component: cytosol.
AUGGAUCGACCGAAUGCCCCGCAGCCCAAGAGGCUUGCACUUCAGCCAGAGUGGCGUGAGAAUCGCCUCUCUUUUGUAGGAGCAGUCGCGCCACUGUCGCCAGCAGGACUGCCGCAGAAGGCGACCAUCGAACAAUCCCCCUUGACCCAGGAUGUGCGGCCGGACGUAUUCGAGCCCAAGGUCGUCGGCCUCUACCGUAAUCUCUUCCCAGAAAUCGACGAUGAUGAGAGAGCAGAAGGCUAUUGGAAGGAACUAUUCCUCUUGAGGCCCGAGAUCACGAGGCUGCGUGAGAUUUUGGCGGAUACCGGCCCCGACUUUCUCCUGAGCAUCCAGCACCAAUCGCAACAGCUCCUCAUCCAUGCCAUAGCGCAGAUCAGAUCCGGCGAGCAAUCAGGAACGGAAAAUGCACUUGAUACAUUGGCAGUGUUCUUCAGUGUCGUCCUGGCAAAGAAAUACACCAACCCCAGUUCGGACAUCAUCGAAGUCUUGGCUGGACUGGACGAUGUCGAUGCCGUCUUUACCGAGCUCGUAACGACGCUCGAUCACUGUAUCAAAGACGGUGGAAGCUAUGAGAUCCGACAAAAAGCCGUUCGAACAACUCUCGCGGUCGUCUCGGGCGCCUAUCAAACCGUCUUGGUAUCUUAUUUCAUCAACAGAGACUUCUUCCCAGCUCUCAUGAAGUUGGUGAACCAACUCCAACAUCCGCCAGAUGCAGCAGAGCCGCUCCUCCUUGCCGGUCUCCUUGCCAAUUACAACAAGUUCGAGGUUCAGAACCAGUACAGCGUUCGCUUUGCAGAUUUUGUACAUGACGAGGCCAUGAAAAGCAUCAUUCAGGCAAUCUCGAGCACCAGCGCAAAUCUACGCCAGCAAUAUAUCGUCAUCCAAGACGAUACGCCGAUUGCGUGGAGCGUCAGUGGCACGCUCUCUUACGUUGGACUUGGAAAGCUUGCUGGCGCGAAGCCAGCCUCACCCGUGCUCCCUGAGCCUCAACAACGUGAGCUGCUUGCGGAACAGCCUGGCCUGGAAAUAUCCACACUUCUCACCCUCUACGACUUCGUCCUCUGCAACAAACUCUUCAGCCAUCACUUCGUCACAACGCCGAGCCUCGAUGGCUCACAGCCGCCACCCUUUAGCAUGUUCGUCUCCUUCAACUCAUAUCUUUACCAGCACGCAUUCCGCUCUUCGAGAGCGUCGACUUAUGCGUAUCUCACGCUAUUGGUACUCCUGAUACUCGUGGAGGAUACUACCACAGCCAAGUUGCUCUCCGAAACCUCAGCACCGGUGCGGCUGUGUAGACAACGGCCACCGCUCUUGCCUGCAAUCAACGGGGAACGAACUUACGCUACAGCCAUCAUCGACCUCUUGACGGACGGAAUCAAUCAUAACCUCCGGAAAAAGCUGGACAGCAACUUCUACCUGCAAAGUCUCAUAGUCCUCAGUCGGCUGCUCACAUACCUUGCCAAGACUCGCACCAAAUUCACCUAUCAUUGGUCCGAACUCUGGCGCUCGUUGCUCUCCUUUGUGCGCUUUCUGACGGCGUACGAAGAAGAUGUACGGAGACUAAGUCGUGCCACAGAAGUCGUGCACGCAUUGAUGGACGUCUUGAUCAUCGCAUUAACCGGUGGCGAGAAUUUCUUGCCCGACGCGGCGGCUUAUGAUGAUCUAUUCUACAAGUUGGUCGAGUCCGGCGAAGUGCUGGUCAAGCUUCGCGACACCUACUCCAUUGCCACAGGAUCGGAGAGGAGCCCGAUCAACACUUUGAUCUCCGUCUCGCAGCACUACAAAGAGAUGAUCGAGAGCCAACGCUCGAAGAAGCAGCAUUUGAGCCCGCGAGAGGUGAAUAAGAUCAUCAAGCAGGGCUACGAGACGCUGAGUUUCGACGUGAAAGAUGAGGCGGAUCAAGCCGCUGCCAAGUACAGGGAAGUUCAGUACAAGACGGAACUGAAACGGAUUGCAAGAGUCGUCGUCGCAGAUGCAGCCGCUUGGGCCGCUAAAUGA